Molecule: messenger RNA, 1292 nt
Organism: Cicer arietinum (chickpea)
Lineage: Eukaryota; Viridiplantae; Streptophyta; Magnoliopsida; Fabales; Fabaceae
Product: small ribosomal subunit protein uS5c
Biological process (GO): translation
Cellular component (GO): mitochondrial small ribosomal subunit; ribosome
Molecular function (GO): structural constituent of ribosome; RNA binding
Source: RefSeq, a predicted model, not a curated record
UUUUUGCAUCCCCUUUGCUUAGUUUAUCUAUCAUUUCAUUUGAUGUCAUCAGUAACCGCUCAACGAUACACCAUUCCACAGUUCCUCUGAGACUGAGGCAUCGUCGCCAUUUCCAUUCAAUGGCUUCUGCACAUUCUUCAGCUCUCAAUUCACUCUCUUCUUUCUCUCUCCGCCCCUCUUCUUCUUCUUCUUCUUCCUCUCGCUUCUCUCUCCUCUCUAAUACAAACAAACUCACAUCCCUCUCCUCCCCAAAACUCCACUCUCUUUCCACCUCCAAAUCCAAAUCCUCCGACGAAACCGACAACUCCUUCUUCGACACAUCCGUCCCCGAAGAAGACCUUACCUUCAACCCACCCGAAAUCCCCGAAGGUUUCGUCGCUCCUCCCUCCAUCGAAGACGGACCAGUCGAAAGCGAAGACGAAAUCGCCGCCGCGUAUGAGGAGCUUUACGGUACGGGGUACAGUGGAGUUAGCGUGUUGGGAAAUGACAUAUACGCGAUGGACUCGAAGGCAAAGAAGAUGAGUGGGUUCGGUUCGGGAUUGAAGAAGGAAAAGAUAAGAGAUGGGUUUGAAGAAAGGGUGGUUCAAGUUAGGAGGGUUACUAAGGUUGUGAAAGGAGGGAAACAAAUGAGGUUUAGGGCUAUAGUUGUUGUUGGUGAUAAGAAAGGACAAGUUGGUGUUGGUGUUGGGAAGGCUAAGGAAGUUAUUGCUGCUGUUCAGAAAGCUGCUAUUAAUGCUAGGAGGAAUCUUGUUAGAGUUCCCAUGACUAAGUACUUGACUUUUCCUCAUAGAUCUGACGGAGAUGUUGGAGCGGCAAAGGUGAUGCUUAGACCCGCUUCUCCUGGUACCGGUGUUAUUGCAGGUGGGUCUGUGCGAAUUGUUCUUGAAAUGGCAGGUGUUGAGAAUGCUUUGGGGAAACAACUAGGAAGUGACAAUGCACUCAACAAUGCCAGGGCAACUGUUGUUGCAGUGCAGAGAAUGAGGCAGUACAGUGAGGUCUCUGCGGAGCGUGGGAUCCCUAUGGAAGAGUUAUGGAAGUAAUGAAAUUUGUGUAUCCAAUGUGAUUUUCAUACGACAAUCAUUGUGAUGUUGAACUGGUGUUAGUACCUCAGAAAGUUUUCCAAUUUCUUGGAAGUAAACAACUUCAAAAUGUUACUUGAUCAACCUGAAUCAUAUUCUGUAUUUAUGAUUGUCCAGUUUAUGCUUGGCUUUGACAAAACUUAGAUCAUAUUCCUUGUAUUUAUACUUUUAAAUUCUCAAAUUGAACAAUCAUACGUGGAUAUGUUUUCAACA